AUGGCCGAAAUUUUUGGCAUCGCCACCGGAGCGCUGAGCGUUGCAGCACUCUUCAACAACUGUGUCGAUACUUUCGAGUACAUCCAGCUCGGCCGCCAUUUCGGGGAGGACUACCAGAGAUGCCAGCUCAAGCUAGACAUUGCAGAGACGCGCCUAGGACGAUGGGGCGAGGCUGUCGGGGUCAACGAUGACGAGCGCUUCGCGUCUGCCUCGCCGAUUGACAAGGCUGUGAAGGAUGCACAGAGGAUCCUCGAGGAUAUUGCAGAUUGCUUUGAGGCCGCCCAGAAGAAAUCAAGGCGAUAUGCAGGGCGCGCUGAUAAGCAGGAGCUAGAGGUCUAUAGUAAUAGCGACAUGAACACCGUAUUCCAACGGCUGCACAAUCGCUACAGGGAUAUCGCCCGUCGGAGACAGAAAAGCACGAGCAUAGUAAAAAAGGCCGCUUGGGCGCUGUAUGACGGGAAAAGUCUCAACAAGAUCAUCGACCAGAUCUCAUCGUGGGUCGACGAGUUGGAAAAGUUAUUCCCCGUUGAGGCGACCCAUCAGAAGCUUGUCGAGAUGGAGAUUGACGAAGUCAACGACGAGCUGAGCCUCAAGACGCUCAACGACGCCGCCCGCGGGAUCGAUCCGGCCUUAGAAGACGCGGUGGAGAGCAAGGUAGAUGCCAUUGAGGGGAAGAACUCUGCCAGGAACGUCACGACAGAGGACAAGGUGAGAUUCCACGUCGGCAACGUCGUCUCGGAGGGAGUCCUCCAGCAUGAGAUCCUCACCAAUGAUCAGACGAUAAACUCCGUGGAGACGGUUUCAGCGAAGAACGAGUCUAGAGUUCAGAUAGGGAAUGUUUACGGCGGCAAGGGGGUCUGGGAUAAUUAG
Trichoderma virens Gv29-8 is the source of this 870-nucleotide messenger RNA. RefSeq lists its product as uncharacterized. Bases 1 to 870 code for a protein of 289 amino acids. Lineage: Eukaryota; Fungi; Ascomycota; Sordariomycetes; Hypocreales; Hypocreaceae. The transcript has a single exon. The record is from RefSeq and is a predicted model, not a curated record.